AUGUCUACCUCUGCAUCGACCUCUGAGCUAUUCAAACCCCUUCCCGACGACGAGCCCGAAGAUGUUCUAUUCAACAGUCUAUACGGUCUGCGGACCAUUGAGCUUAACCGGCCGAAGAAGUUGAACUCACUCAAUGCAUCGAUGAUUCGAAAGAUUGCACCACGCCUUCUAGAAUUUGAGAAGUCCGAUAUGGCGAACGUUGUCGUCAUGAAGGGUGCAGGCGAGAAGGCUUUCUGUGCCGGCGGAGACGUCGCAGCACUGGCCGAAGCUAAUAAGAAGGGACCAGAGGGACAGCAGUGGUCUUCGGAUUACUUUGCACUCGAAUACAAGCUGGACCACUUGAUUGCGACCUACAAGAAGCCAUACAUUGCAUUCAUGGACGGUAUCACCAUGGGCGGCGGCGUUGGACUAAGCAUACAUGCCCCCUUCAGAAUAGCGACGGAAAGAACAGUCUUUGCCAUGCCAGAGACGACGAUUGGCUUCUUCCCUGAUGUGGGAGCAUCAUUCUUCCUACCUCGAAUGGAUGGUGCGGUGGGCACAUAUUUAGCGCUCACCAGCGACCGGCUGACUGGGGCCAAUGUCUUCUACUCAGGAGUCGCCACACAUUAUCUUCAUUCCACUAGUCUACCGCACCUUGAAUCCCGUCUCGCGGAGCUGCGUUUCAAGGACUUCGACAGUAUGGAGAAGCGGCUGAAAAUCAUCAGCUCUACUAUUGAAGAAUACACAACUGGUCUUCCGCAUGACCAGCCAAUCCUCCUGGGCGGCGAACUCCGCAAAGCUAUUGAUCGAUGCUUCAGCAAGGACACUGUGGCAGACAUCAUCAGUGCCCUGAGGGAGGAAGAGGGACCAACGCAGGAGUGGGCACAGAAGACGCUCGAGACGUUGCACCAAAGGUCACCGACGUCGGUUCACGUGAGCUUAAGGCAGAUGCAGAUCGGUGGCAAGUGGAGCAUCGCAGAGACUUUUGUUCGAGAACACCAGAUUGCCGCCAAAUUCAUGAAGCACCCCGACUUCACGGAAGGCGUAUCUGCUCGCCUGAUGAGCAAGCCGGCAAGGAAGCCCGAGUGGCAGCCGGCCACGCUCGAGGACAUCAAACCCAGCGACAACAUUUCGGAGUCAUUCUUCCAGGCUGCUGAAGACAUCCAGCCGCUGCAGCUUCUGAGUGAUCGGGACUACCAGGAGUACCCUUACAAGGAGUUCGGCGUGCCCACAGAGCAGGAUGUGAAAGCUCUCGUACAGGAGGGCAUUCACAGCCAGCGGGAUGUUGUGAACAGACUCGUGGGCAAGAAGCAGGGCAAGCAGGGUGUCAAGGAGGUUGUGGAGGAAAUUGUAGCCCGAAAAACCAAGAAGAACGAGGAGGGCAAGGCCGAGUGGAUAUAA
Molecule: messenger RNA, 1380 nt
Organism: Phaeoacremonium minimum UCRPA7
Lineage: Eukaryota; Fungi; Ascomycota; Sordariomycetes; Togniniales; Togniniaceae
Product: putative 3-hydroxyisobutyryl- hydrolase protein
Exons: 1
Coding region: 1-1380 (459 amino acids)
Biological process (GO): L-valine catabolic process
Cellular component (GO): mitochondrion
Molecular function (GO): 3-hydroxyisobutyryl-CoA hydrolase activity
Source: RefSeq, a predicted model, not a curated record